AGACAGAGCGCUGUGUACUAGCUUGGGAGAGGCGGGGGAGAGAGGGAGGAGAGACCAGAGGGAGGAGGGGAGGAGAGCAGGGGGCUGCCUCCCCCUGCCUCAGCAUCCCUCCCCCUCGGGGCCGCUGGGAGGGACCUCUCCUCCUCAGCCGCAAAGUUCCCAAGUCUGGGGAAGCUGUGGGCCGGAGAGGAGCUCGCGCCUUCCUUUCCGACGAGGGCUCGGGGACAGUUUGCCUGCCUUAGGAAUUAUUGGCCGCCAGAUAAUCUGACAGCAGAGCUGAGGACGAUCUGCAGGUUCAUCAGCAGGGAGACCUCCAGCCGUGACAUAUGCCUGUGCCGCCGCCACCGCCGCCACCUCUGCCCCCACCCCCACCGCCCACCGGGGCACCUCCACCCCCUCCGCCUUUGGCCCCUCUGCCCAGCGCGGAGGCCCCCAGACUCAAGGAUGUGCCCCAAGGUCGCAGCGCGCUGCUGGCAGACAUCCAGCAAGGGACUCGCCUGAGGAAGGUCACCCAGAUCAAUGACCGCAGCGCCCCCCAGAUCGAACCUUCAAAAGGAGCCAACAAAGAAAGCGGAGGAGCUCCCGGGAACUCCCGAGGGGGCAACCCACAGGCCCUGGGAGGUCUGUUUGCAGGGGGCUUUCCAGUGCUGAGACCGGCGGGCCAGAGAGAUGGCUCAGGUGCCGGGUCCAGAGCUCCAUCCCCUCGGCUUCCCACUAAGGCCAUCAGCGGGCCGCUCAACCCCCCCGCGUCUCCCAGGCUCGGACAUGCGGCUGAAGCAUCGGGCCCUUCCCGAUCCGUCCCUCCGCGCCCCAACGUGCCCGCCCCUCCCCCUCCCAGCACCCCUCCCCCGCCGCCCCCUCCCCUCCCUCAGUCCGUGUCUCUCUCUGCCAUUGUCAAGCCCCCCCUCGUGUCUCCUCCCGCUCCGAUGACCAAGACGAGCGCCCAGAUCGCGGCCCCCCCGCCCCCCACCGUGGGUCCCCCACCCCCUCCCCCCACGCCCCCACCUCCUCCUCCUCCUCCUCCACCCGUGCAGAGCGAGAAGGGGGCGAAGCCCGCCAUCGGGCCGUUGAACCUGCCCCCUCCUCCGCCCCCUCUCCCUCUGCUCCCCCCCUGUGGGUUUCCUGGGCCAGUUGCAGAAGCUUCUGGUCCCGCCCCUCCUCCGCCCCCACCCCCACCCCCGCCGCCACCCCUCCCUCUUUAUUCCUCUCCUUCUCCCAGGUCCUCCUUGCCCCCGACACCUCUGCCGGGCUCCGCUAGUAACAGUGACGCUGCCCCUACUCUUCCUCUCAAGUCCCCUAAGGCCGGCCCCCUCCCCCCCACUCCCCCGGCUUCUCAGUCCACUAUCCUGGUGCAGAAGAAAAGACCUGGCAGAGGGGCAGGGACCGGCGGUGGGAAGCUGAAUCCACCUCCAGCACCCCCGGCAAGAUCCCCAACCACAGAGCUGUCCAGCAAGAGUCAGCAGGCCUUGGCCUGGGUGGGCGCCCCGCAGCCUGGGGCACCCUUGAAGAAUGGAAACUUCCACCUCACAGAUGACUUUGAGUCGAAAUUUACUUUUCAUUCGGUAGAAGAUUUCCCUCCUCCCGACGAAUACAAGCCAAGCCAGAAGACGUAUCCCAGUAAGGUCCCCAAAAGCCCAACUCCAGGUUCCUGGGUCCCAGCAGAGGCGACCGGCCGGGGCACCGAGGAUGCCAAGGGUCGAAACUCUCAGUUACCGUUGAAAACCCUACGGUAAGAAGACACGAAGUAAAAGUCUCUCAUCACGUCCUGGUUCGUAGAGUGGAAUGGAGGAUCUGCCCAGGAACGCCAUCAGCAACCACACCAAACUCAAGUGUUUUUUUUUCAUCUGACAAACAGCUCGGAAGCGAGCCCUUAUUUAUUCUAGUUAGGUCGUUUGCACAGGCUUUGAAUCGGUGUUGUAGCUGUAUUUUAUUUUAGUGAUUUAUUUUUUCACGCGCCCGGAUCGCGGCAGCCCGUUUGUCCAAAGCAGUACAAAAAGGAGCUUUGCCCCAGCUGAUAAGUGCUACGGGGGAGAGGACGUCCGCUUCUCUCCCUGCCCAGUGUUCAUUCCGUGACUGUAAAUAGCCGGUGGGCUGGCCCUUCCUGUGUCUUUAGAAAAAGAAAACCUUUUUUGAAUUAGCUUUAGAAAAGUUUUAGCUAAUCCCUGUGUUCAAGAGCACAUGGCGACUCAUCAACGACACGACUUCAUAGUUUAAUUGCACCAGCUAGGUAAUGAAACCAAAAAACGCCUUUUGCAGAAUGGAUGGACGGGCGGUGUACCCGCACUGUAGCGAUGGAUGUCACCCGUCAGCGCGGAAUGACCGGGAUGUCAUGGCUCUCUGCCCUCUUCCCCCUUUCCCUCUGAUCUUCGAUAUGUGGUUUUUGUUGCCUAAUGUAAAUAUGACCCUUAAUAAAAAAGAAGGAAUUUUGUUUCCAUACAAA
This is a messenger RNA of Antechinus flavipes (yellow-footed antechinus), 2440 nucleotides long. It is a transcript of the gene WIPF3, whose product is annotated as WAS/WASL interacting protein family member 3. Gene Ontology annotation, molecular function: actin binding. Lineage: Eukaryota; Metazoa; Chordata; Mammalia; Dasyuromorphia; Dasyuridae. The transcript has 9 exons. Bases 327 to 1733 code for a protein of 468 amino acids. The record is from RefSeq and is a predicted model, not a curated record.